Messenger RNA from Parathielavia appendiculata, 732 nucleotides. RefSeq lists its product as uncharacterized. The transcript has a single exon. The record is from RefSeq and is a predicted model, not a curated record. NCBI's taxonomy places the organism in Eukaryota, Fungi, Ascomycota, Sordariomycetes, Sordariales, Chaetomiaceae. Bases 82 to 537 code for a protein of 151 amino acids.
UGGGGGGCCGUAUAUAUAAGUAACAAGACUACCUUACUUGGUGGACUCUGAGAUCCCCAGGGCUGUCCGGGGAAAAGGACAAUGCAUCCGAGGUGGAAGAGCACACAUGUAUGGCACCUCGAGGCUCGAAUCCGCCUGCACCGAAUCGGAACGAGGAUCACUGGCAAUAUGGACCUGAUUGCGGAAUCUUGGGCCCAACUGAACCCUGGGAACAGCCGACCGCCGACCCGGUCUGCACAUGCGGGCUGCCAACGAUGGCACCUGAGCAGGGUGUCAGGGUCAGAACAUGAAAGUGAGAUGGAACUGAGAGAUGAUACACCUUCGUGGGCUGGGGACAUGCCCAGGGCAGGACGGGAGCAACUCAACCAAGGUCAUCUCGCUUGCGGGCGCGGCGUGGCUGCCCGGACUGUUUGUGGUGGUUCAAUUCUAACAGUCAAGUUAGUCAACGUGGGAGGCAGAUUGGAAAAGGGUCGUGGGCUGUUGUUUGUAAGGGAUGUCCUCGUCCUGUACCGGUACAAUGUACAAGUACAUCGGUAACUUGAGGUAGGUACCACCGUACCUGUGACAGCCAUGGGUAGAAAUUCGCAAAUUCAACUUCAAGUUCCAUCCAUUGGACUCACAGUCAAGUAGGUACGUUGAGCCCAGGCCCACUAAAGCGACUCAUUUCCGUGCGGAAAGAGCAGUACUUUAAUGAGACUCGACCACCCACACCUGUCUUUUCUCAACUAAGCC